Lycium ferocissimum is the source of this 1847-nucleotide messenger RNA. RefSeq lists its product as uncharacterized. The transcript has 3 exons. The record is from RefSeq and is a predicted model, not a curated record. Gene Ontology annotation, molecular function: zinc ion binding. Bases 80 to 1726 code for a protein of 548 amino acids. Lineage: Eukaryota; Viridiplantae; Streptophyta; Magnoliopsida; Solanales; Solanaceae.
GUUAUCAAGGAGUAGGACAGGAAACAAAACUAAAAUCAUUCAUGAUCCCACUGCAAAAAAAGUUGUGUGGCAGUUGGGAAUGGUCUUUAAGGAUGUGGAUGAGUUUAGAAGGGCAGUGACAAGAUAUGCUGUUCAAAGGAGGGUGCAAGUGGACAAGUGGGUGAAUGAGCCAAAAAGGGUUAGGGUUUUGUGCAGGAAUGGUUGUCCAUGGCUGCUAUAUGCCAAGCUUGACAACACCACACAUGAUUUCCAAAUAAAAACUUACAACCCAAAGCACACUUGCUACAAGAGCACUAGAAAUUACCUGUGUAAUGCAAAGUUCAUAGCUGAGGUGUAUAGAAAGAAAAUUACUGAGCAGCCAAACAUAAGAGUUUUCAAGUUGCAAGAACUCAUUAGGAAAAAAUUUAAUGUUCAUGUUGGAAAGACUACUGUUAGGAGAGCAAGGGCAAAAUUUUUGAAAGAGAUCAUGGGUGAUCAUAUUGUGGAAUUUGGAAGAAUACUUGACUAUAAGGAUGAAUUGUUAAGGACUAAUCCUGGGAGCACUUGUGUUGUGAAAUUGGGUGAACCUGAUGCAGCUGGACAACCAGUUUUCCAGAGUUUUUACAUGUGUUUUGAUGCACUAAAGAAGGCAUUUUUGGCCUGUAGGAAGUGCAUAGGUUUAGAUGGGUGUUUCUUGAAAGGAGUUUGCAAAGGACAGCUGUUGGUUGCUGUGUGUAGAGAUGGGAAUAAUCAAAUGCUGCCUCUUGCAUGGGCAGUAGUUGAGUAUGAGAACAAGCAUACAUGGACUUGGUUUAUCAAGUGUUUGAGAGAAGACUUUGCACUUGGAGAUGGUGCAGAUUUAACCUUGAUUACAGAUAUGCAAAAGGGACUGUUUGUAGCAAUUCAAGACCUGUUACCUGCUGCUGAACAUAGAAAAUGUGCUAGGCACAUAUUGGCUAACUUUUGUAAAGAUUGGAGAGGACUUCAAAGAAGGCAACAAUUUUGGAAGAUUGCAAAGAGCACACAUGAGUCUCAAUUGAGAAAAAAUAUUGCCAAGAUGAAGAAACUUGGACCAGAAGAGAUGAUGGACAAGCUGAUGUACUUCAAUAUAGAGUAUUGGUGUAAGGUGUACUUCAACACUGAAGUUAAAGUUGAUUCUGUGGACAACAACAUGUCAGAGUGUUUUAAUUCUUGGAUCUUGGCUGCUAGGCACAAGACAAUCAUUACUAUGCUUGAAGAGAUUAGAGUUAAGAUGAUGACUAGGAUUGGUAGUUUGAGGGAGUUUGUCAAUACUUGGAGAAGUAAUUACUCUCCAAUGUCAAUAAAGGUCCUAGAGGAGAACAUUGUUAGGUCUAUGGAGUGUAACAUAGAUUUUAAUGGUGUAGCUGGGUUUGAAGUGAGAGAAGGACUUUUGGUACAUACAGUGGAUCUUGGUAGAAGGUAUUGUAGUUGUAGGGCUUGGCAACUAAAGGGCAUUCCAUGUGCUCAUGCCUUAGCUGCAAUAAGUCACAAGCAGUAUGACCCCCUUGAUUACAUGCAUAGCUGCUACAAUAAAGAGACUUACAUGAGAACAUAUGCCACUGUUUUAGAACCAUUAACUAAUAUGGAAAUGUGGCCUAUCUCAAGUAAUCCAACUGUUGCACCACUAGAGUAUAAGACAAUGCCAGGAAGACCAGCAAAAGUGAGAAGGAAAGAGGCACAUGAGAUAAGAAAAUCUGGAAACUGCCUAGAAAUGGGAUGGCAAUGACAUGUAGUAACUGCCAUACAAGAGGACACAACAAGAGAGGAUGCCCAAUGGGUAAAGGAGUUGAGUCAUCAACAAUGGCAAGUUCAAACACAAGGGCCAGAAACAAUGCACCAUCAAGUUC